Molecule: messenger RNA, 2115 nt
Organism: Diprion similis
Lineage: Eukaryota; Metazoa; Arthropoda; Insecta; Hymenoptera; Diprionidae
Product: dipeptidase 1-like
Exons: 12
Coding region: 70-1839 (589 amino acids)
Biological process (GO): proteolysis
Molecular function (GO): metallodipeptidase activity
Source: RefSeq, a predicted model, not a curated record
GAAAGUGUACAUCAAUUGCCAAGAUCAGGUCUUAUUGAGAAGUCCCCAUAUGAUACUCAUUUUACCCAAAUGCCAGACUGUUGUGCCAAUACAGAGAUACUAGAUCCGUAUCCUAGACCAUCAAGUGGAUUCACCACUUAUCCGGAUGACGUCUACUCGCAGGAUAUGACUUCAACCUUUCAAUAUUCUCAACCACGAAUCGGUCCCGAAGAUCGUUCCAUCCGAUCACAGUCGCAAGUUGGCUAUGCCUCCGAUUCCCGUUGCCCCAGCAGAGUUGGAUAUGAGGACACAUUGGGCAGCUAUAUGGAACAAACUGAUCCUAGAAUGUAUUGCACGACAGCAAACUGCAUGGAGGAUACGAUGUCGGCAACGACCAAAGGAGUCUGCGGUAAAGAAGUUGAAUCGAAUAUGCAGAGACAUAUAGAAGGUUGCGCCUGCACUUGUAAUCACAUGGGGUAUGGAAACUACAUGGACUAUCAGAGAACGUGCCUCACAGAACUACCAGAUGUAACGCCAUCCAACGGCAUUAUACGCCUCUCACCACCGUGUAUGGAUUCGCCAAGCAGCGGCAGCAGCAAAGACCGGCGCGAACGAAAUCCUAGAAAACGUUGCCGCGUUUUGGCGCCCGUUUUCUUACUUAUGUCUUUACUUCUCCUUGGAGGACUAUGUUUACCCCUUCUACUUCAAACUGCUCCUAUAACUCAUCAACAACGAUUAGAUGUAAUCAGGAGGAUAUUAACGGAAGUACCUCUCAUUGACGGACAUAACGACUUGCCUUGGAAUGUUCGAAAAUUUGUACAUAAUCAACUUGGAGAAGUCAACCUCAGCAGUGACUUAGGUCGUGUGGAUCCAUGGGCCAGAUCAGAUUGGAGUCACACGGAUAUUCCAAGAUUACGUGCUGGUCUGGUUGGGGCCCAGUUCUGGUCCGCCUACGUGCCGUGUGGAGCUGCACAACUGAAUGCCGUUCAAUUGUCUUUGGAGCAAAUUGAUGUCAUACGGAGAUUGGCGGAAAUGAAUGCGCACCACCUAACCUUAGUGACGUCUGUGAAGGGUCUGUUGGAGGCUCAUAGAGACGGCAAGAUUGCUAGCCUCAUUGGCGUAGAAGGUGGACAUGCUCUCGGAAAUUCUCUUGGAGUCUUACGGACAUUUUACGGGCUUGGGGCUAGAUACCUUACCUUGACACAUGCCUGUGAUACGUCCUGGGCAAUCUGUUCUGUUGGGGAGGCGAACGACACUCAAGAGAACGCUCCUGGACUAAGUGAAUUUGGAAAGGCUGUCGUGAAGGAACUGAAUAGACUCGGGAUGCUAGUUGACUUGUCUCAUGUCUCGACGAAAACCAUGAGAGCUGCAUUACAAACGACUAGAGCUCCAGUGAUAUUUUCUCACAGCGCAGCAAGGGCCCUAUGCAACUCGACCAGAAAUGUGCCUGACGAUGUCCUUCGCAGUUUGGCGGCGAAUGACGGCAUUGUGAUGAUUCCCUUCUACACAUACUUCAUCACAUGCAAUAGUACAGCUACCAUACGUGACGUCAUCGCUCACAUAAAUCACAUACGAAGUGUCGCAGGCGUUGAUCACGUGGGAAUCGGGGCAGGAUACGACGGCAUCAAUUUUACACCGACUGGCUUGGAAGAUGUGUCGAGGUAUCCCCAACUCUUAGCAGCGUUGAUGGAAGAUUCUUCAUGGACAGAAGAUGACGUCAAAAAGUUGGCAGGCCUCAACCUACUGAGGGUUUUCAAGAAAGUGGAACAGGUCAGGGACGAAUGGCAGAAAGCAGCUAUACUUCCGGAGGAAAAGAUAAGUUUACCUGAAAACGCUGCCUGCGCCUAUGGCAUUUCCUGAUCUUCCCUGCGGACUUUGAUACCAGCAAUCAUCAACUGGGCUAGAUCAACCGGCAUUCAUCACAUCGCCAAAAUUGUCGGACUGCAAUCAUGAGCACAAGAAAUUCUUCAUUCAUUACCUGAACUGAUUUUGAGCGAUAUGAAGACAGUUACGAAUGUGUACGAAAUAAUUGUGAAUAAAAUCGACAAUGCCAGACUUUAAUGAACAUUACGGCAGUUUCAUAAUCACGUCAUUUGAAAAAAUACAUUACUGAGUAAGAUUAAGUAUACUGUACAG